Molecule: messenger RNA, 4898 nt
Organism: Quercus lobata
Lineage: Eukaryota; Viridiplantae; Streptophyta; Magnoliopsida; Fagales; Fagaceae
Gene: NUP155
Product: nucleoporin 155
Exons: 13
Coding region: 350-4816 (1488 amino acids)
Biological process (GO): transcription-dependent tethering of RNA polymerase II gene DNA at nuclear periphery; RNA export from nucleus; protein import into nucleus
Cellular component (GO): nuclear pore; nuclear pore inner ring
Molecular function (GO): structural constituent of nuclear pore
Source: RefSeq, a predicted model, not a curated record
AUUUCGUAAUGUCCCUCAAGGGUCUCAACUUUGUCGUUAAAAAAUACGAGUCGGGUUGAGUUGAGCCGGACCGUCCAAUCCGGUUGUUUUAAAAAGUAGCUUUAUUUGCCCGCCACUCGCCAGUGAAUAAUAAACCCUCCCCAAAACCCUAUUAUUUUCGAUCCCUCACAGCACUACUCGCUCCCUUUUUCUCUCUCAAUUUGAAUUUCGCUCUUCAAUUCAAUAUUUUCCCUCUUCUGAAACUCCAUUCAUGCUCUCAAUUUCAAAACCCUAGAAAAAUUUUCAGUACUCCGAGAACGAUUUCUUCGACUCCUACUUCUGCUUCGAUUCUAGGGUUUCGGACGACGAGAUGGCGCGUGAAGAAGAGAUCGUCAUGCGCGAUGUCACCAAUGCCGGUCUCGUCGUCAGCGACCGCAUUGGCCGAGAAGUCGCGUCGCAGCUCGACCUUGAAGAAGCCCUAGAAGCUUCCAGAUACGCCAGCCACCCUUAUACAACUCAUCCCAGAGAGUGGCCUCCUUUGGUUGAGGUUGUGGAUACUUGGGAAUUGCCUCCUGUACUUAUUGAAAGAUAUAAUGCAGCUGGUGGGGAAGGAACUGCUUUAUGUGGAAUAUUUCCCGAGAUACGAAGGGCAUGGGCCUCAGUAGAUAAUUCUUUGUUUCUUUGGCGGUUUGACAAGUGGGAUGGUCAAUGUCCUGAAUACUGUGGGGAGGAACAAGCUAUAUGUGCUGUCGGUCUUGCCAAAUCUAAACCUGGUGUUUUUGUUGAAGCUAUCCAAUAUCUUUUAAUUUUAGCAACACCUGUUGAGUUAAUUCUUGUAGGAGUAUGUUGCUCUAGAGGGGGUGAUGGUACAGAUCCAUUCGCAGAGGUUUCAUUACAGCCUUUGCCAGAGUACACAAUACCAUCUGAUGGAGUCACCAUGACUUGUAUUACAUGUACUGAUAAGGGUCGUAUUUUCCUGGCUGGGCGUGAUGGCCACAUUUAUGAGUUGCAUUACACAACUGGUUCAGGCUGGCAAAAGCGUUGCCGUAAAGUCUGCCUUACUGCUGGUUUAGGAAGUGUCAUUUCAAGAUGGGUUGUGCCAAAUGUAUUUAAGUUUGGAGCUGUUGACCCCAUUGUUGAAAUGGUUUUUGAUAAUGAAAGAGAAAUUUUAUAUGCACGUACUGAAGAGAUGAAACUUCAGGUUUUUGUUGUGGGGCCAAAUGGUGAUGGUCCACUCAAGAAAGUUACAGAAGAAAAGAAUCUGAUCAAUCAGAGGGAUGCACAUUAUGGAGGUAGACAAUCAACUGGACCAAGGGCUGCAAAUCGGGCGACAAGACCAUCAAUUGUCUGCAUUUCACCUCUAUCUGUGCUGGAAUCAAAGUGGCUACACCUUGUUGCUGUUUUGUCUGAUGGAAGAAGGAUGUACCUUUCCACUUCUUCAUCUAGUGGAAACUUGGGUGGAUUUAAUUCAAACCAUCAUAAACCUAGCUGUUUGAAAGUAGUGACAACCAGGCCUUCUCCACCUUUGGGGGUCAGCAGUGGACUUGCUUUUGGAUCUCUUGCAGGUAGGUCUCAGAACGAGGAUCUCUCACUGAAGGUUGAGACAUCAUAUUAUUCUGCUGGAACUUUUCUCCUUUCUGAUUCGUCACCAGCUACCACGUCUUCUCUUCUCAUUGUGAGCAGAGAUUCAAGCACACAAUCAUCUCUAUCAGGUAGUCUAGGGACAAGUACAAGGAGUUCUCGUGCAUUACGGGAAUCUGUAUCUUCUCUACCAGUUGAAGGCCGCAUGCUUUUUGUGGCAGAUGUCUUACCCUUGCCAGAUACUGCCGCUACUGUGCAGUCUAUAUAUUCAGAACUUGAAUUUGGAGGUUUUGGGAACUCAGAGGAGUCUUGUGAAAAAGCAUCUGGAAAACUUUGGGCCAGAGGUGACCUUUCAACUCAACAUAUAUUGCCAAGGAGGAGAAUUAUCAUUUUCAGUACCAUGGGCAUGAUGGAAUUAGUUUUCAAUAGGCCUGUGGACAUUUUAAGGAGGUUGUUAGAGUCCAACUCACCAAGGUCAAUUCUAGAAGAUUUCUUCAAUCGUUUUGGAGCUGGCGAGGCAGCUGCAAUGUGUUUAAUGCUUGCUGCAAGGAUAGUCCAUUCUGAAAACCUUAUCAGCAAUGUUGUUUCUGAGAAGGCAGCUGAAGCUUUUGAGGAUCCAAGAGUUGUUGGAAUGCCACAACUUGAAGGUAGUGGUGCAUUGUCAAACACUAGAACGGCUGCUGGGGGGUUUAGCAUGGGUCAGGUUGUUCAGGAGGCUGAGCCUGUGUUUUCAGGUGCACAUGAAGGGCUCUGCUUGUGCUCAUCAAGGCUGCUUUUUCCUCUCUGGGAACUUCCUGUCAUGGUUGUAAAAGGUGGUUUAGGUUCGACUGAUGCUUUUUCUGAAAAUGGGGUAGUCGUAUGCAGACUUUCUGUCGGGGCUAUGCAAGUCGUAGAGAGCAAGAUUCGCUCUUUAGAGAAGUUUCUAAGGUCUAGAAGGAACCAGAGGAGGGGGCUUUAUGGCUGUGUAGCUGGUUUAGGAGACUUGACUGGCUCUAUUCUUUAUGGAACUGGUUCCGAAUUAGGUGCUGAUGACCGGAGUAUGGUGAGAAACUUGUUUGGUUCUUAUUCACGAAAUGUUGAUUCUAGUGGAGGUGGGACUACUAAUAAAAGACAAAGAUUACCGUAUAAUCCUGCAGAAUUGGCUGCCAUGGAGGUGAGGGCAAUGGAAUGUAUUAGGCAGUUGCUUCUUAGAUCUGGUGAAGCCCUGUUCUUACUCCAACUUCUCUCUCAGCAUCAUGUGACACGCUUAGUUCAGGGAUUUGAUGCAAAUCUACGUCAGGCAUUAGUUCAAUUGACAUUCCAUCAAUUUGUUUGCUCUGAGGAGGGUGACCGCCUUGCCACGAGGCUUAUAUCUGCUCUAAUGGAGUAUUAUACUGGUCCUGAUGGCAGGGGGACAGUAGAUGAUAUUAGUGCAAAAUUAAGGGAAGGUUGUCCAAGCUAUUACAAGGAGCCUGAUUAUAAGUUUUUCUUAGCUGUGGAAUGUCUUGAGAGAGCAGCUAUAACUCCAGAUGCUGAGGAAAAAGAGAAUCUUGCUAGAGAGGCCUUCAAUUACUUAAGUAAAGUUCCAGAGUCUGCUGAUCUACGAACUGUCUGCAAACGGUUUGAGGAUUUAAGAUUUUAUGAAGCUGUAGUCCGCUUACCUUUGCAGAAGGCACAGGCUCUUGACCCUGCAGGUGAUGCUUACAAUGAGCAAAUUGAUGCAGCUACUCGAGAACAUGCUCUUGCUCAGCGUGAACAGUGCUAUGAGAUAAUUAUCAGUGCUUUGCGUUCUCUGAAAGGUGAUACUUCACAAAGGGAAUUUGGAUCUCCUGUUAGGCCUGCUACUGCUACAUCAUUCCUUGAUCAGUCCUCUCGGAAGAAAUAUAUUUGCCAGAUUGUUCAACUUGGUGUUCAAUCACCUGACAGAAUCUUUCACGAGUACUUGUAUCGAGCUAUGAUUGAUUUGGGCCUUGAAAAUGAGUUGUUGGAGUAUGGAGGUCCUGAUUUGGUCCCUUUUCUGCAAAGCGCUGGUCGUGAACCUAUACAAGAGGUUCGAGCUGUUUCUGCUGUGACGUCAGCGACUUCUUUUAUGGGUCAAUCAGGAGCACCUAUCCCAUCUAACCGAGCCAAGUAUUUUGAUCUUUUGGCACGAUAUUAUGUCUUGAAGCGGCAGCAUGUGCUUGCAGCUCAUAUAUUGGGAAGAUUGGCUGAGAGGCGCUCAACCGAUUCAGGGGAUGUUCUUACUCUAGAACAGAGGUGUCGGUACCUUAGCAAUGCAGUUCUACAGGCAAAGAAUGCAAGUAAUAGUAACGGUCUGGUAGGUUCUACUCAAGCUUCUCUUGACAGUGGAAUGCUAGAUCUGCUUGAAGGGAAGCUUGCUGUUCUUCGGUUUCAGAUAAAGAUCAAAGAGGAAUUGGAGGCUAUAGCUUCUAGGUUAGAAGCUUCGCCAGGUGCAUCUGAGUCUAUGCAAAAUGAUCCCCCUGAAAACGAUUUGACUGCUGAUGCCAGUAUUGCUAAUGCUGUGCGUGAAAAGGCUAAAGAGCUAUCUUUAGAAUUAAAGAGCAUAACUCAACUGUAUAAUGAAUAUGCUGUUCCGUUUGAGCUCUGGGAGAUAUGUCUGGAAAUGCUAUACUUUGCAAACUACUCAGGUGAUGCUGAUAGUAGCAUUGUAAGAGAAACCUGGGCUAGACUAAUUGAUCAAGCUCUUUCAACGGGUGGAAUUGCUGAAGCGUGUUCUGUACUAAAAAGAGUUGGUUCACACAUUUAUCCUGGAGAUGGAGCUGUUUUAUCUUUGGACACUCUCUGUCUUCACCUUGAGAAGGCUGCACUGGAGAGAUCAGAAUCAGGGGUUGAAUCUGUUGGAGACGAAGAUGUUCCAAGAGCUCUUCUUGCUGCUUGCAAGGGUGCAACAGAACCUGUGUUGAACACUUACGACCAACUGUUAUCAAAUGGGGCUAUUUUGCCAUCUCCAAAGCUCAAGUUACGCCUUCUCCGAUCAGUGCUAGUGGUGCUUCGUGAGUGGGCAAUGUCUGUAUUUGCACAGAGAAUUGGUACAAGUGCCACUGGAGCUUCUUUAAUAUUAGGUGGAACAUUCUCACUGGAACAAACAGCUAUCAUUAACCAAGGAGUUAGAGAUAAGAUCACAAGUGCAGCUAACAGGUAUAUGACUGAGGUCAGGAGGUUGGCCCUUCCGCAGAGUCAGACUGAGGCUGUUUACCGAGGUUUUCGAGAACUAGAAGAAUCACUAAUAAGUCCUUUUUCUUUUGAUCGGUUUUGAUUGUUCUUUGUACCUUAUUGUAUCAAUGUUCUCUUGUUACAUAUUCCUUUUAUUUUAAUAAAAAAGUGAUAAAUUUUUCAUA